This is a messenger RNA of Emericellopsis cladophorae, 684 nucleotides long. RefSeq lists its product as uncharacterized. The record is from RefSeq and is a predicted model, not a curated record. The coding region runs from base 1 to 684 and encodes 227 amino acids. Lineage: Eukaryota; Fungi; Ascomycota; Sordariomycetes; Hypocreales; Bionectriaceae. The transcript has 2 exons.
AUGAAAUUCCUCAUCAUCGGCGGAAGCGGUCGCUCAGGCCGACUGGUGAUUGAAGAAGCCCUCUCAAAGGGCCAUCAAAUCACAGCCCUCGUCCGAAACCCGUCUUCCUUGGAAGAGCGUGAGGGCCUCACGGUUGUCAAGGGGUCACCUCUCAGCGUGGCUGAUAUCGCCAGAGCCCUUGAGACGAAGACAUACCCAUUUGACGCCGUCUUUGUCACCCUCAACGCACGCCGAGUCAGCGACAGCCCCUUCGCGGCCGCAGAUCCGGUCAAUUCGCCGCCGCGCCUUAUGGCAGACAGCGUCCGCAACGCCAUCAGAGCCAUGCGUGGUGCCACGCCACCAGUCCCCAAGAUCAUUGUCAUGUCCGCUGUAGGCACGGGCAACUCGUUCAAGAACCUCAACUUUUUGAUGCGCCUCGUCUUCACGCACACCAACAUGCGCCUCAGCAGGGAGGACCACGAUGCUGUGGACAAGGAACUCCGAGACGCGCCGGGGAUCCAGUUUGUGGAGGUCCGGCCCCAUAUGCUGACGGAUGAUGAGGCGGCUGAUAUGAAAGUGUAUCCGGACGAUGGACGGGGGGCGGGAUUCAUGCCCAAGGUUUCGCGGGCGAGUGUGGCGAGGUUCAUGGUUCAAGCGGCGGAGUCGUCAGAGUACGAUGGGAGAGCGCCUGUUGUUUCGAAUUAG